Messenger RNA from Rotaria sp. Silwood2, 261 nucleotides. NCBI's taxonomy places the organism in Eukaryota, Metazoa, Rotifera, Eurotatoria, Philodinida, Philodinidae. The record is from the annotation of a GenBank genome assembly.
AUGAAACUUCGUCGUCGAAAUAGAGUUGGAAACAGUGAAAAUGAUAGAAUAUAUUUAGUCGAAAAUAAUAAUCAUAAUAAUAGACAUGAACAUUCAAAAAUACGUCGAAUAGCAUGGAAAUUAGCAAAAGGUACAUGGAAAGCGUUUAAAGUUGGUUUUCAAGUAGCUGUGAUUAGUCAACCAUUUUGUGUUGCCCUUGAACCAACAGCAAUAGCGACAAGUAUAGUUGAACAUCAAAUGCGAAACAGAGAACGACGUUGA